AUGUUGUCGAACCCCCUUCACCGGUUCUCGCCCUACCAUAUCCCAUCGACAGCCUUCAACGGCCAUGUCCCCGCCAGCCACCUCCACGCCGCGGGACUCGACACGCUGGCGCCGGGGCCUCACUACGCUCUGCAGCAGCUUCAACAACACGUCGGCAUUCACAACCCGCACCUUGCAAGGGCCGGGCCUCAAACGAAGCACAGGCAGCAUCCGUAUGGGCCGGCCGCCAGGGCAGCCGGGGCAGCCGGGCCAAUCCGGAGGAGGAUAAGCAGAGCGUGUGAUCAGUGCAACCAACUGCGAACGAAGUGUGACGGUCAACAUCCCUGUGCGCAUUGCAUUGAGUUCCAACUCGGCUGUGAAUACAUUCGAGAACGGAAGAAGCGCGGCAAGGCGUCCAGGAAAGAUCUAGCUCAGCAAGCGGCUGCACAAGCCGCGGCAGCUGCUGCGGCAGGCCAGAAUGGCACCAAAUCCGAAAACCAGACAACGAGCGAAAGUGGCCAGUCAGCAGAGAGCCAGAAUGAUACGGUGACAGUGAAGACUACUAGUACCAAGCCGUCCUUGACCGUGUCCACUGAGCAACCAUCAAGUUCCGACAAGAGCGUGAGCGACAUCGCAGAGGACGCGAUCAGGGGUCAGAGGACAGGGAGCAUGGAGAGUUUAGGUGAUUUGGGCACCCACCAAGGACACAUGACGAACCACCCGGGGGCCCUCGAUAGGGACCGCCACCUCGACAGCCCGACGGCACUGGAUCUGAACGGGUAUGUCGCUGUCCACCCGGAAUACGAGCGGCAGAUGGGCGCACACAUGAUGAGCGGGCCGGCGCAUGCGCCCUACGGCCCCAACCAGGGGAGCAUGUCCAGCUACCCCGAUCUGCCGUACGCCUUGCAGACACAGAGCCCCACGGGCUACUCGGCGAACGCCGCGAACGGGUUCCGCCUCGCCAACAGCCCUCUGGGUGCCUAUCCCAUGGGCGGGGAAGCAGCAUCCCCAGGCGGCUGGAUGAACAUGUCAUCACCACCGCCCCAGUUCGCCUCGCACGUGCCGCAGAACGGCUACGGCCACUCACAGCUCCGGUACCCGGUGUUAGAACCCCUGAUACCACACCUCGGCAACAUCAUCCCCCUGUCCCUUGCGUGCGAUCUCAUCGACCUGUACUUCGCGAGCUCGUCUUCGGCGCAGAUGCACCCCAUGUCACCCUAUGUUCUCGGCUUCGUCUUCCGGAAGCGGUCGUUCCUCCAUCCCAGCAAGCCCCGCCAGUGCCAGCCGGCCCUCCUAGCAAGCAUGCUGUGGGUCGCUGCGCAGACGAGCGAUGCGCCCUUCCUGACGAGCGUGCCGUCGGCGCGCGGCAAGAUCUGCCAGAAGCUGCUCGAACUGACUGUCAGCCUGCUCAAGCCGCUCAUCCACACGCCCUCGGAGGAGGCGUCCCCUGUGUCGAGCCCCAUCGUGGACGGUGUCGCCCUCGGUGGCCUAGGCGUGGCGCUGCCUGGAUCGAUCAGCAUGGAAAGCCUGACCGGCGAGUCGGGCGCUUUUGGCGCUGCCGGCACGCUCGACGACGUCGUGACCUAUAUCCACCUGGCGACGGUGGUGUCCGCGAGCGAGUACAAGGGCGCCAGCCUGCGGUGGUGGAACGCCGCGUGGUCGCUUGCUCGCGAGCUCAAGCUCGGGCGAGAGCUGCCUCAGAACGCGCCCUCGAGUCGCCAGGGCGGCGCCCCGGAUAUCGACGGCGAAGGAAACGACGAGAUGGGUGGCGUGCCCGGCGUCAUCACCGAGGAGGAACGCGAAGAGAGACGGCGGAUCUGGUGGCUCGUCUACAUCGUCGACCGCCAUCUGGCGCUGUGCUACAACCGGCCGCUCUUCCUCCUGGACAUCGAGUGCGAAGGGCUGCUCCAACCCAUGGACGACACCGACUAUCAGAACGGCAACUUCCACGCCUACACCGACCCCAACGUCCUCGCGUCGGAUCCCGACGCCGGCCAGAACCGGGGACGCGGGCCGUCGUUCGAGUGCACCGGCCACAGCAUCUUCGGCUACUUCCUGCCCCUGAUGACCAUCCUCGGUGAGAUCGUCGACCUCCACCACGCGCGGAACCACCCCCGCUUCGGCGUCGGGUUCCGGUCGUCGCGCGAAUGGGACGACCAGACGUCCGAAAUCACGCGGCACUUGGACACGUACGAGCAGAGCCUGAAGCGGUUCGAGCAGCGCCACCUCAGCCUCAGCGCGCAGGCGCAAGCGGCCGACGAGAAGGCCGCCGAGGCAGCGGGCGUGCCCACGGCGGCGGCGGCGGCCAACGACCCGCUGCAGCAGCCGGGCACGCCGUCGGGCCACAGCGUCCACAGCGUGCACACGGCGACCUCGUCGAGCCGCAUGACCGAGAGCGACAUCCAGACGCGCAUCGUCAUGGCCUACGGCACGCACGUCAUGCACGUGCUGCACAUCCUGCUGACGGGCAAGUGGGACCCCAUCAACCUGCUGGAUGACAACGACCUCUGGAUUAGCAGCCAGGGCUUUAUCACGGCCACGGGCCACGCCGUCAGCGCCGCCGAGGCCAUCAGCAACAUCCUCGAGUACGACCCCGGGCUGGAGUUCAUGCCCUUUUUCUUCGGCAUCUACCUCCUGCAGGGCUCGUUCCUGCUGCUGCUGAUCGCCGACAAGCUGCAGCUGGAGGCGUCGCCCAGCGUGGUCAAGGCGUGCGAGACCAUCAUCCGCGCGCACGAGGCCUGUGUUGUCACGCUCAACACGGAGUAUCAGCGCAACUUCAGCAAAGUCAUGCGCAGCGCCCUCGCCCAGGUCCGCGGCCGCGUGCCCGAGGAUCUGGGCGAGCAGCACCAGCGCCGCAGGGAGUUGCUUGCGCUGUACCGCUGGACCGGCGAUGGGACGGGCCUGGCCCUGUGAGAGGGGGGGAUGCCGUUCCUUUCGCCCCGGUCAUCACCCCACCAUCCCAUGCUUGAGAUGGCUGCUGUGCCUCUCCCCUCCCACGCGCUGUUCUCUAUAUAAAAUUCUAUGUUUUCCCUGGGG
Molecule: messenger RNA, 3015 nt
Organism: Chaetomium strumarium
Lineage: Eukaryota; Fungi; Ascomycota; Sordariomycetes; Sordariales; Chaetomiaceae
Product: fungal-specific transcription factor domain-containing protein
Exons: 3
Coding region: 1-2892 (963 amino acids)
Biological process (GO): regulation of DNA-templated transcription; DNA-templated transcription
Molecular function (GO): zinc ion binding; DNA binding; DNA-binding transcription factor activity, RNA polymerase II-specific
Source: RefSeq, a predicted model, not a curated record